Molecule: messenger RNA, 1580 nt
Organism: Armigeres subalbatus
Lineage: Eukaryota; Metazoa; Arthropoda; Insecta; Diptera; Culicidae
Gene: Tsp68C
Product: CD151 antigen
Exons: 4
Coding region: 452-1513 (353 amino acids)
Cellular component (GO): plasma membrane
Source: RefSeq, a predicted model, not a curated record
CGGUGUUUGCGUUGGUUCAGUCCAUUGUCGGCUUUGCGUCGGUAACGACGAUCGGUUCCAUCGCGGCGCGCUCCUCCCUCGAUUCGUUAGAUGUCUGGAAAACUUGAAAACAUGUACUAGUAGAUCAAUUUUUUUCAGAAUUCAGUGCAUGCUGGAAGCACGAGCUGGACGCGAACUUGAAUGGAAUUGGGCAAAAUGACGGUUGUGAUGUGCUUCAAUCGGUUACUUAACAACCGAAUGAGUUCGUGACAUAUUGUCAAUGUGCGAUGUGUGAUAAUAAGUGGAUUUGAAAAAAAUGUGUAUGAAUGUUUUAAAAACAUAUCGGAUGUAUUGAUAAAUCAAAUGUGAAAACAUCAUCAACGGCAAAGAAAACGUGCAGCGAUCUUCAACGACACGUGCUGUGGCUUAGUAGUGUGGAAAACAGUUGGUCGAUUUUUCAUUCGCUUCCAUCAUGAAGCUGGGCAAGAUCUUCAAUCACAAGUUUGUGCUCGGCAGUUGCAAUCUCAUAUUCAUGUUAUGUGGCGUUACACUGCUUGCUACAGGGUUCUACAUGUUCACCGACGCUCCUCGGAUAUUACUCUCCCGAUUGUUGAUCUCCGCAACCGAACACUACAAAACUGCGCUUUCAGAACUGGAGCAGCCCCUGUUCUACUAUGUAGCUUUGGGUCUUACCGUGGCAGGCCUGGUAGCCAUAACUGCCGCGCUUCUGGGAUGCUGGGCAUCCUGCAUGAAUACGUACUGUGUACUUACCAUCUAUUUCCUCAUAAUUCUUUCGCUCCUAAUCGCGGAGUUCGGCGUGUGUCUGAUGAUCACCGCGUGGCCACAGUGUCUCGGCCUAAACCUGGACGAAACGGCUAUGGUCAAAGCGCUGCAGGGUAGCUACGGCGUCCCAGGCCACGAGCAGUUCACCGCCGCCAUGGAUCUGGCGCAAACCAUUUUUGAAUGCUGUGCCAUCAAUACGGCCAUCAACUACGACACCUCACUGUGGAAGUUGCAAAGCUUGGGCAAGAAGGAGCUGACCGUACCGCUCACUUGCUGCCGGCUGCAGAACCGUUACGAAUUUUCCGCAUAUCUGGAUCCGAUGCCGAGGAACUUAACCCUCUGCCAGGCGCUGCAACCACACGACUACGAAGGCAAUCGACAUUUGGACGGUUGUCUCCACAAAAUCGAGAUCUGGUACCGGGAGCAGUACUUCCUGUUUCUGUGCGCGGGCCUCAUCGUAGCCGUAGUCGAGUUCUGCGUGCUGCUCAGCAUCAUCCUCAGCUGUACGAAGCUACCCCGAAAGUCAGCCAGCAUGACACCGGAACGACUACCCCAAACGGCUGCACUUGUUCGGCCUGGACGGCUCGGAGUUCGGGACAACAUCUACGAACGGGACCUUCCAACGCCGCUCCCGGGUCCGACGAUCCGCGAGACGUAUCUGCAACCCAAAGAAUAUACCAAAGCCAGGCACGAGAUUCCAUUCAACACCGGAUCGCACUACUAUCAGAUCUCCAAGAGCUACCUGGUGUAGAAUGGUGGGAUAUGUGAAGUCAGAUUUCUUUAAAUGUAAUGCUAAAUAGAGGUUAAAUAAUAUCAGU